ACUCGCUGACAGCCAGCAGCGCUGCACCUCCGGGCUGGCCCCCCGUGGCCUUAUUAUGGUCCAUACGUGCGUGGUGGCCGGCUGCAGGAACAGAAGAACCCCCGGCUCCACCCUUUCGUUCUACCGGUUCCCGCGGGACCCCGAGAGGAAGAGGCGCUGGAUUGCCGCGGUGAACCGCCGCGGGUGGGAGCCAAACGACGGCAGCAGGCUGUGUAGCACUCACUUCAUCUCAGGGAAACAGGUGAAGAAUCCUCGCUCUCCAGAUUAUGUCCCCUCAGUCUUUGUAGCAGCUUCAGUGUCUCCAGAAAUGAAGGAGCCCACUGCCACUGAAAUAGCAGACAAACAAGAGGCACGUGUGGAGGCAGCGAACGCCUUAUUAGUCCUUCAGGGUCAGGGCAGGUCGGUGGUGGUGAGUCAGUAUGAGCAGUGUGAGGUGACUCCAAAGGUGGCAGUGGAGGGGAGUACCUCCUCAUACUUCGGCAUGGAGGAAAAGCACGAUGAGGACGAGGCGGUGAGAGAUGGCAAGAAAGGGAAGUGUUCUCAGGAGCAAACUAUACCUUUCACUGAUAUCCUGAAGGCUUUGAAGAAGGAGAACCAGGCUCUCCGGGAGUCUGUGGACAAAAUGACCCUCUCUGAGAACUCUUUGAAAAAUGAUGCAGAGAAAGUGAAGUUCUACACUGGCUUACCCAACUUCUUUGUCCUGGAGACGGUCAUGUGGCUGCUGGCUCCGCAUAUGGACAGUGUGAAAAACAUGAAACUGUCAAAGUUCCAGCAGCUGCUGCUGACACUAAUGCGCCUCCGCCUGGACCUCCGAAACCAGGACCUGGCUUAUCGCUUCGGGGUGAAAGUUGGGGUGAUCACUAAAACGGUUCAUCGGAUGGUUAACAUCAUGUCUUCCACCCUGGUGCCCACAGCAGUUUUCUGGCCCUCCCGAGCAGAGCUCCGUAAAAACCUCCCUUCGGCACUGAAGGACUCCUACCCAGACUGUGCCGUCAUUGUCGACUGCUUCAUGGUGCCUUUUGAGGAGCCCUUUCCCAGCUGCAACGAGGACCUGACGGCUGUGCAAAGCUCCCAGAGACUGGUCGAUAGAUGCAGCGUGUUGAAGUAUCUCAUCGGUGUUGCCCCACAGGGUGUGGUCACCUUUGUUUCCAAAGGCGUGCUGGGAAAUAUUAGCGACAAGAUGCUGGCAGAGAGCUCUGGCUUCAUGUCCAAGCUCCUCCCUGGCGACGUUGUUUUAGCAAUUCGUGAUCUUGACAUUGCAGAGUCUGUGGCUUCCCGUGGAGCUGUGUUUACAGUGAUCAGCAGUGAUUGUAAAGAAGAGCCGCACUGGAGUUCAGAGAAGCACAGCGAUGCUCUGACUGUUUUGGACCAUGUGGAGAAGGUGGUCUUCAUGGUGAAGAGGAGAUAUGCCGUGCUCACAGGUCCUGUGGAAAGUCCCUUCACCUCAGCCACAGAGAAAAUGUCUAACCUCUCUACUUUUGAUAGAAUUGUACAAGUAGCAUGUGCCUUAAAUAAUCUGUGCAUCUCUGCCUCGCCGCUGGAGUGAUGCUGACCGUGACCUUCUGUUCAGCUCAGUGCUACGACGAUGCAUGGAAUUCCCUUUAAGGCACUCAAUCCAUGUUGUGCAAAUGUCGCAGCUUUGACCCGCCUUUGUGGCAGUCUUUUUUAAUCAGGAUCAAAACACAUUCCUUAUGCAUCAUGUCAUCAAAGUAUGCAACUCUUUAGAUAACCUAAUUCAGUGAAGCUAUUGACAACAUUUUUGUCAACCUUGUUUAACUCCUGUUGGCUCAGUUUGCAGGAAUGCUAUGAUGCAAAUAGCUUUGUCUCUUUAGUCUAUGGUUCUGUUAUGUUACUUUUGAACGUUCUCCUGCUGGUCAGCGGUCUGUGCCUAUGAUGAACUGUCUAGGUCCCCAAUGUUGAUGGCUCCAUGUAUGCACAAAUCAGAAAUGAGCAAAAGGAUAUGCUGGCUGUUAGCUUGCAUAUUCUUAAGUCCUGGAAUUUAACAACUACCUCUUUACCUCCUCCCUCCCUCUUAUACAACUGCCUUCUGACCCCUUCUACUCACUGGCCCUCACCCAAACGUCACCGUAUUACGGUCAUCUACACCAGUGGUCCCCAACCUUUCUAUCACGUCGGACCGGUCAGUACUUGACAAUUGGAACGUGGCCCGGGGGGUAUGACGUUGCCACUUUGACCCGUCAUAUAAGGCCUCUGCAUGUUUGUGUGCCCACUAAGACUCACAUACUCUUCUCCUCUCGACCGGUGCCCUAACGCUUUCUGACUCUGAUUGCCAUGGUAACGUUUAAACAUGCCUUCAAAAUUGCUUAUAGAUACAUCACAACACCGAAUAUAAAAGUGCAUGGAAAUUUGAACUCACCAUAUUGUUAAAUCGAUGUGAUCCCUGACCUUGUUUCUCUGUAACGAGAGAAAAUUUGGUCAUUUUUCAAAAUAAAAGAUCCGUCAGACUCAAAACAGAAAUAAUUAUUUAUUGUGCGGGCUGCUACCAAUUCAUCCCCAGACCGGUAGCGAUCUACACAACAUCGGUCUGACUGGUUCACCCUGGUUACCCCUUUAACAUUUAACUUAUUUUCAGUCUGAGUCCAUUCUGUACAUUAACUUUGAAACUCCUCACGACCUGGCACAUUCCCUCCCUCUAUCUCCCCUUCCUGCAGUAUAAAUCCAGAUUUAUGUCGCACAGAAAUGUAUACAUUCCGUGUAAACGCACACAAGCCGGUAUGUUCCGGAGCUAGUCGCAGCACAGCUGGACUCUUGGACGUUUCAUUGUGAAGCUAUUAAUGUAUCCCUUUAAAUACAGCACCUUCCUUCAACUGGUGUUUGUUCGUGAAUGUUCAUUCCUUGGUAGCCAUUGACAAGUGUGCUGUUUUUGUCACUCAUUAAUGUAAAGCAAGUAGUCGUCUCAUACUGCACGUUUGUCCGUUGUACAAAUACAUGUACUGGUGUCUCAAGUUUGGUCUCUGAGAACAUUUUAAUAAACAA
Messenger RNA from Synchiropus splendidus (mandarinfish), 2997 nucleotides. RefSeq lists its product as uncharacterized. The transcript is spliced from 2 exons. Bases 56 to 1546 code for a protein of 496 amino acids. NCBI's taxonomy places the organism in Eukaryota, Metazoa, Chordata, Actinopteri, Syngnathiformes, Callionymidae. The record is from RefSeq and is a predicted model, not a curated record.